Messenger RNA from Oppiella nova, 516 nucleotides. Lineage: Eukaryota; Metazoa; Arthropoda; Arachnida; Sarcoptiformes; Oppiidae. The record is from the annotation of a GenBank genome assembly.
GAAUGGAUACUGAAUGAAGAGGAAAAGGAGUAUAGGAGGCAACAGAUUGAGGAGAACCGGAAGUGGAGGGAAAGUAACCGCAAACUCAAGGAAACAAAUGCCGAUAAAGACAUACAAUUGUCGGACACAUCUAAUACCGAGUCCAACGACAGUUUACUGAGUAUUUCGGACACAAAUAUAUUGAGCGAUGAGGAGAUCAGUCAAUAUAUUAUGCAAAUCGAGAACUUCUCUAUAAAUGACGAUAUCGGUGGUAAUGAUGAGGACAGUGGUCAACAGGAGUUAGUCAUUCAAGUGAUACCUAAACUGAUGAACAACUUUAGCCAAUUGAAUGAUAUUGAGUGCAACCGUCUGAAAGAGUUGGUUCACUCGUCCGUAUUGGGUAUCAAAGAAAAGAUACCAUUCCCUAAGACAACGUCCUAUGCAUACAAAUCAAUCUAUGAAGUCUUGGAGUUUAUGCCUAUUCUGCUAUUUAAUAGCGAUGUGCCCAAUAUUAAACAUAAUGAUGCGGUCAUGUAA